This is a messenger RNA of Debaryomyces fabryi, 2166 nucleotides long. RefSeq lists its product as uncharacterized. The transcript has a single exon. NCBI's taxonomy places the organism in Eukaryota, Fungi, Ascomycota, Pichiomycetes, Serinales, Debaryomycetaceae. The record is from RefSeq and is a predicted model, not a curated record. The coding region runs from base 1 to 2166 and encodes 721 amino acids.
AUGUCCAACGACUUCUUGCAAUCGUCUCCUUCACGUCAUAUGAUUGACCCGGCGAUUUAUAACACAUUCCCUGACAUACAAGAGGACCGGAACUCUUCUAACUCUAACAAUGGAAGCACACUGCACCAUCAGCAGCAACAUCAAUCACAACAAUUACCAGUUGGUCCACCAUCUGCUCAGAAAAACCACAAUCAAUUGCCCUCAAAUUUAACAGGAUGGACACCAUUGAUUUCGAAAACAAUCUUUAAUGAUCAGUUAAUUUCGUAUAACUCCACCCCAAGUGGAAAAUUCUUUAAUGGGGUGUUAUCUGGUCAUGUAAACAAUGAAAUCGACUAUGCGCAAGGACUAAAUUUAACGCCAUUUUUGACUCAUAAUUUGAAUAUUCCAAACUCCAAUUCACAUAUUAAUGGAAUAAGUAAUAUCACCCCAUUCCAUGACAAAACAUUACAUUUAACUGACUUUUUUAUGGAUUCCCCAAUUAAACAAACUCCAAUCAAGAAUAUUGACACGAUUACUCCGUCGAAAUUCAAAAUUGGAAGCGAAAGAAAAUAUGUAAAACAAUCUGUUUUCCAGGACCCAAAGAGUGCACUGAAGCGAUCCAUUACUCAGAUUGACACUCCUCCAAGACAACCUCACAAAUUAUCAAUUUUAAACAAGCACGAAGCAAGAUAUGAAAAAACUAAUACCAUUGAUGGUAAAGUUAAGGCUAAAGAUGAAGAAGAAGACGAAGAAAAUGAAGAUGAGGAGAAUGAGAAAAAAGGUAGUGACAUAUCUGUUCAAAAUAAAAAUAAAUUAUAUGGUCUGAAUUUGCAAACACCAUCAAAGACGGUUCUAAAAGACAUUUCUAAUAUUAAUCAAAACCAAGGUAAAUCAACACCAAUGCCUAGGAAUUUAAAGAAAAGCAAAGAAUUUUUUGAGACACCCUCUAAGCAAUUUCCCGACUCUUCGCCAUCUACAGUUAUCAUGUCUAGUGCGGCAAAAUCAUCACCAUCAAAGCCCGUGAAAACUAGUGAUAUGGACAGCGGUAAACAUGUCACUGUUAAAUAUUCAACAACUCAAAACUUACCUCCAAGCCCUACCCCUAAGAAAGAUAUUCCAAAAAUUACUGAUAAUGCUGAUGUAUUAAAGCCUGCCAUGGGUGUAUUUUCUGAGAAGAAGUCAAAACCACCGCUUAAAAGUAAACAAGCAGUUUUCAAAAAUUUGUCUGGUGAUUCGACGGGUACAUCGACAAUAAACACUAAGACAAAGAAUAGCAGCAAGGCUCAAAUGCAAGCUGGUAUGAAUAAAUUUCAAAUUGUUUUUACUGAUGUGCAUACCUUGAUGAACAAAAAGAAUAAGCUGAAGAAAUCGAAUAACGUAGCCUCAAAACCUAAAUUAAAAAGAUCACAAUCAACUAACAGAUCCAAUGACGAACAACCUCAUACUAUUGAUAAUGGAAAUUCAAGGAGCUUAACCAGAUCAUCGACAGCACCAGUCACUAAUCACCAAUCUUAUCAAACAGCGCAUAAAAUGGUUUCUUCAAAUGAUCACAACGUGUCUAUGAAUACAAGCUCAAAAGAGGUAAGUCUCAUAUCAGGGAAUAGUAAUUCAAUGAACACCAGUAAUUUGAAUAUGUCAUCAACAGACCAUUCUUCUUUUGAACUAGGUGGGUUGUCUUCAACUCCGAAUGGAAAAUAUUUUUUGGAUAAAAUGUUUGAUAAACCUUCUCCCCAAUCGCAACAGAAUUUGAACACCAACCAGUACUAUUCUUUACAUCAAUCUUCAUUUUCGAAUAUGCCACCUCCAAAUCCAAAUACCUCAAGACCUCCUCCAACAGUAGCACAACACAAUUUACUGCAUGCUCAACAACAGCAGCAACAUCCAAUGAUGAUGAUGAUGAUGAUGAUGAGUACACCACAACAUCAGAAUGUUGUCAAUUAUGGACCGAAUGUUUACAAUUCUGCUAAUGAAAUAUCUCCUACAUCAGAUAACCAAUUUACACCCAAUCCUAACGUUUCAAGCUUCUCAUAUCAACAAUACACUAAGAGCGGAAAGCCAUCGCAUAAUACUAUGGGACCUAUGAUGGUAAACCUGAAAGAAUCAUCACAAUUUUCUCAAUUGAUCCCGGUAUCGACAAGUGAUGAGGACGAGGACGUGUUACUAAAGAGAGAAGAGGACAGUGUAUGA